Messenger RNA from Lachancea thermotolerans CBS 6340, 1230 nucleotides. RefSeq names its product Nem1-Spo7 phosphatase catalytic subunit NEM1 (gene NEM1). The record is from RefSeq and is a predicted model, not a curated record. The transcript has a single exon. Lineage: Eukaryota; Fungi; Ascomycota; Saccharomycetes; Saccharomycetales; Saccharomycetaceae. Gene Ontology annotation, molecular function: protein serine/threonine phosphatase activity. The coding region runs from base 1 to 1230 and encodes 409 amino acids.
AUGAACGCUAUUUCAUACCUUACAAAUAACAUUUUGCCGCCCAAGCAUGAGGAAUCGACGGCCACCCCGCAUCGUGUGGAAGACAGUGAGAAAGCAAAUGCGAGAAUAGACGUGGCACCAAAGGAGGCGCAGAAAAGAAAACGUGCGCGCUGGACGCUACUGUGGUCGAUGCUUGCUUUUCUUCCCAACCUGAUAGUGGUCAAACCUGUGCUGUUUGUGUGGUUUGUGAUCACAUUCCCCCUGAGUUUGAUUGAGCGCGCCAGCUCUUCCGAGAAUCAAGGAAUGGGCUUCGACAACGCAGAGGGUGAUUCUAAAUCAGAGGCGUCUGCAGGGACCAUCAGUCCGAAAAACUCGUCCCGCAUUAGCACCAUUACUGAGGAAGAGGAUGACCUCGCCGGAGAAGAAAUGAUUUUGCAGGCAGAUACUGUCAAAGGCUCACUGACAGUUACUAGCGGUGCCAAAGAGCGCCCCCAAGACAAGGGUCGGCGCCAGCCGCUACAACCGCAACAGCAACAGCCCAAGACAUCGCGGCAGUCAUUGAAGACGAGCAGCGUACGGUCGGGCGCCAGCAGCAGCGCAGGGACUGCACUUGGGUCCCGCCGCAUGGGACGUUUUUUGUUCCCAAAGAAGCUGAUACCACAGUCGGUGCUCAAUCGGCGCAAGCGCCGCACGCUGGUGUUGGACCUCGAUGAAACGCUUAUUCACUCUAUGUCACGUGGAACGUCGUCCAGCAAUUCGUCUCAGGGCCACAUGGUCGAGGUAAAGUUCGCUACCAGUGGCAUCUCUACGCUUUACCACGUGCAUAAGCGGCCCUAUUGCGACCUCUUCCUAACCAAGAUAGCCAAGUGGUAUGAAUUGGUGGUUUUCACAGCAUCUAUGAAGGAAUACGCAGACCCAGUAAUCGACUGGCUUGAGAGCUCUUUCCCAGGCAAGUUUUCUCGCCGCCUUUACCGCCAAGAUUGCAUAUUGCGAGAUGGUGUGGGCUACAUUAAAGACCUUUCCGUUGUAGUGCCUAACGCAUCGCUCAGCGACAUAUUCAUUAUCGAUAACAGCCCGGUAAGUUACGCUAUGCAUGUGGACAACGCGAUACAGGUCGAAGGCUGGAUAAGUGAUCCGACGGACACAGAUCUGCUUAAUUUACUCCCGCUACUGGAGGCCUUGCGCUUUACUACCGAUAUACGAAACGUGCUGGCUCUCAAAAGUGGUGAGCACGCCUUCACCAACGUAUAG